CGGCAGCUGGAGCUCGCGCGAGCCGCGGGACCUGAUCCUGGACGCGUCCGUUCGUCUUAUUCCGCUCAGCGCGUUGCCAAGUGCAGCGAAGGGCGACGUAACGACAGCGAGCAGCCGUUGGGGGCACCACACCGUGCUCAGCAGCCACACUCGCUCAGCGCGCCUCUACGCCGCCGCGCGGCACCCGUGUCGUCCGCACUGCGGGACCUGCGACGAUAAAAAGGUAACGAUACCAUGGGCGAGCAGGAACCGCCGAAGGAAGAAGGAACGGAGCGCAAGCGCCGACGCUCCGAAGGCGAAGAGCGCGGGGGCGGCGACCGACGCGACCGCGACCGGGAGCGGAGCCGGCGCGACCGGCGGUCGCGGAGCCGGGACCGGCGGGGCUCCGAUAGGCGAAGGGAGCGCAGCCGCAGCCGCGGGCGGCGCCGCCGGUCGCGGUCACGGAGUCGCGGGCGGCGCGGCCGGACGCCCGAGCCGAGCUACCGGCCGCCGCCGCCCGGAGGCCGCGAUGAAGGCCGCUGGGGCGGCGGAGGUGGAGGCCAUUACGGCGGCGGGGGCGGCCCGGGCAACUACGGCGGCGGAGGCUACGGCGGCCCGCCGCCGCCGCGAAGACAGCAACCGCGGUUCAACGACGUGUGCCGCGACUUCAUGAACGGCAAGUUCCAGUGCAUAAAUGAAAUUGUCGCGUCUCCGCCACGCCAUCGACGCGUUGCACCCGACUCACCGAUUGAUUUGCGCACAGGCAAGUGCCUCCGGGGCGACAACUGCCGCUACUCGCACGCGGGCAUCGACCCUUCUUCUGGAUUAGCGAUCGGCGACGACAACGCCGUGCCCGAGCAGUUGAUACGCGAGGGCGCCAAGGUGCCCGAGGGCGCGCGCGUCCUGCCUUCCGGCGGCGACACGGACCGCAUGGCCGAGCUCUUCAAGCAGGCCGGCGUGACGACCAUCGCCGAGUUCAACGCGAAGCAAAAGGCCCUGGGCUUCGGCCUGCCGAACGAGCGCGAGCGCAAGCCGCCGCCCAAGGCCUCCCAGGCGGAGAUCGACGAAGUCCUACCCCUGCUCCAGCCGCUGCCCGAGAGCUACCGCCAGGCGAUCCUCGCGAUCCCCGGCUGCCUCGGCCACAUCGACACGCGCCACAUCAAGACUAUACUGAGACUGAACCCGAAGCACGCCAUGGCCGCGUUGCACGAGUUCCGCGAGGCCAUGGAGGACCUUCACUCGUCGAUCCGAAACAAGGGCGGCUACAUGAUGGGCGUUUUGAGGAAGUACCUCCCGGGCGAGGCGGCCUCGGGCGUGACCUACGACGGCCAGAAGAUUAGUGAUCUGGAAAAGUCCAUGCUCGACACGGACACGUUCGCGGACCCCUGGAAGCAGCUCGCGGAGACCGACGAAAGGGCGAAGGCCGCCGCCGCGGCCCAGGCCGAGGAGGAGAGAUUACGCAAGAAGGCCGAGGACGCGCUCCGCAAGUCGCCGCAACUCCCGUCCGACGCGGAGCAGGUUAAAAGGUUCGUGAAGAAGAAGGCGAAGGAGGCCGUCAAGCACGCGCCUAAUUUACAAGCGCUGCACGCCUGGGAUUUGGUGGUUGAGGAGACUUUAUGUGAUGACCCGGCCUGGGCUUCUCCUGCGACGUAUACGAGCAAGGGCGGCCGGCGGGCCUUCGCCGACGCCGACGCACCUUUGGUCUUCUCGUCGUGCGUCGUCGCGCGGCCGAUUGGUGCUUUAGUAACAGUGUUGGACGAGCCGCCGCACGUGUCGCUGCACGCGUCGCGCGACACCGUGCAGCGGCGCGUCGUCUACCGCUACGACCAGCGGACGGCCCUGGUGCACGAGAAGGGCGGGGUCCUGGCGCCCUUCCAGGCGCCGCACGACCGCUCCGUCCUAAUCGCGUGGCGCGCGGCGCCGCCGGCGCUCGGGUGCGCGGCGGGCGCGUGGCUGCGGCUGCGCUUCUCGGUGACGUCGGCCCUCGUCCCGGAGACGACGACGCACCAGCGCUGCCCCGUCGUCUUGGACGCGUGGCUCCUCGAGCCCCAGACGGCCGCGUCGACGAAGGUGACGACGUGGAGCGCCGAGGAGCUCCCGGAGGACGCGCCGGCCUGGCUCGGCGACGCGAGCGCGACCGACGCGGCGACGCGCGGCGCGGCCUUCGCGCGGCGCCUCGCGAAGCACCUCCACCUCGACGAGGACGGGCUCAGCCUGCCGGCGGCAGUGCCCGCCGCGUGGGACGCCGAGGAGCGCGCGGCCACGGCUGCCGAGACGAAGGCGACGGCCGCCGACCGCGAGGAGGGCGAGGCUUGA
Molecule: messenger RNA, 2295 nt
Organism: Pelagomonas calceolata
Lineage: Eukaryota; Pelagophyceae; Pelagomonadales; Pelagomonadaceae
Source: the annotation of a GenBank genome assembly